Balaenoptera musculus (blue whale) is the source of this 3245-nucleotide messenger RNA. RefSeq names its product potassium voltage-gated channel subfamily D member 1 (gene KCND1). NCBI's taxonomy places the organism in Eukaryota, Metazoa, Chordata, Mammalia, Artiodactyla, Balaenopteridae. Gene Ontology annotation, molecular function: A-type (transient outward) potassium channel activity; protein binding. Gene Ontology annotation, biological process: potassium ion transmembrane transport; protein homooligomerization. The transcript has 7 exons. Gene Ontology annotation, cellular component: voltage-gated potassium channel complex; membrane. The record is from RefSeq and is a predicted model, not a curated record. Bases 235 to 2181 code for a protein of 648 amino acids.
GAGAGCCAGAGGAGGUGGAGAACUUGGGCAGCUCUGCAGAGUGGGGCAGGAGCUCCGGUGUUUGGUACCCUCAGCCCCACCGCUGUUGCCGCUGCUGCAGCGGGGACACAGACACCCCCAGUUUCCUUGUGCGAGUGGCCCAGGGCCUCUCCAAGCCUCCACCAUCCUGGAGACAGCCACAUUCUCCUAAAGGCCACCCCCCCCCAAGUCUCCGUGGGCCUGGGGCGCGGCAGGAUGGCAGCAGGCGUGGCCACAUGGCUGCCUUUUGCACGGGCGGCCGCGGUGGGCUGGCUGCCCCUGGCCCAGCAGCCCCUGCCCCCCGCGCCGGGGGUGAAGGCAUCUCGAGGGGAUGAGGUUCUGGUGGUGAACGUGAGCGGACGGCGCUUUGAGACCUGGAAGAACACGCUGGACCGCUACCCAGACACUCUGCUGGGCAGUUCUGAAAAGGAAUUCUUCUAUGACGCCGACUCAGGCGAGUACUUCUUUGAUCGCGACCCAGACAUGUUCCGGCACGUGCUCAACUUCUACCGCACGGGCCGACUGCACUGCCCACGGCAGGAGUGCAUCCAGGCCUUUGACGAAGAGCUGGCUUUCUAUGGCCUGGUGCCUGAGCUCGUGGGCGACUGCUGCCUCGAAGAGUACCGGGACCGCAAGAAGGAGAACGCUGAGCGCCUGGCGGAGGACGAGGAGGCCGAGCAGGCCGGGGACGGCCCAUCCCUGCCGGCUGGCAGCUCCCUGCGGCAGCGGCUCUGGCGGGCCUUCGAGAACCCACACACGAGCACCGCGGCCCUCGUUUUCUACUACGUUACCGGCUUUUUCAUCGCCGUGUCGGUCAUCGCCAACGUGGUUGAGACCAUUCCGUGCCGCGGCCCUGCACGGCGGCCCCCGAGGGAGCAGCCCUGCGGCGAGCGCUUCCCGCUGGCCUUUUUCUGCAUGGACACGGCCUGUGUACUCAUAUUCACAGGUGAAUACCUUCUGCGGCUGUUCGCGGCCCCUAGCCGUUGCCGCUUCCUGCGGAGUGUAAUGAGCCUCAUCGACGUGGUGGCCAUCCUGCCCUACUACAUCGGGCUCCUUGUGCCCAAGAACGAGGAUGUCUCGGGCGCCUUUGUCACCCUGCGGGUGUUCCGGGUAUUCCGUAUCUUCAAGUUCUCCAGGCACUCACAGGGCUUGCGGAUUCUGGGCUACACACUCAAGAGCUGUGCCUCUGAGCUGGGCUUUCUCCUCUUUUCCCUUACCAUGGCCAUCAUCAUCUUCGCCACUGUUAUGUUUUAUGCCGAGAAGGGCACAAACAAGACCAACUUUACUAGCAUCCCCGCGGCCUUCUGGUAUACCAUUGUCACCAUGACCACACUUGGCUACGGAGACAUGGUGCCCAGCACCAUUGCUGGCAAGAUUUUCGGAUCCAUCUGCUCACUCAGUGGCGUCUUGGUCAUUGCUCUGCCUGUGCCAGUCAUUGUGUCCAACUUUAGCCGCAUCUACCACCAGAACCAGCGUGCUGACAAGCGCCGAGCACAGCAGAAGGUGCGCUUGGCAAGGAUCCGGUUGGCAAAGAGUGGUACCACCAACGCCUUCCUGCAGUACAAGCAGAACGGGGGUCUUGAGGACAGCAGCAGUGGGGAAGAACAGGUGCUGUGUGUCAGGAACCGUUCUGCCUUUGAGCAGCAACAUCACCACUUGCUGCAUUGUCUAGAGAAGACAACGUGCCAUGAGUUCACGGAUGAGCUAACCUUCAGUGAGGCCCUGGGCGCUGUCUCGCUGGGUGGCCGCACCAGCCGCAGCACCUCCGUGUCCUCCCAGCCAGUGGGGCCUGGCAGCCUGCUAUCCUCUUGCUGCCCCCGCAGAGCCAAGCGCCGUGCCAUCCGCCUUGCCAACUCCACUGCCUCGGUCAGCCGUGGCAGCAUGCAGGAGCUGGACACGCUGGCAGGGCUGCGGAGGAGCCCUGCCCCUCAGAGCCGCUCAAGCCUCAAUGCCAAGCCCCAUGACAGCCUUGACUUGAACUGCGACAGCCGGGACUUCGUGGCUGCCAUCAUCAGUAUCCCCACCCCUCCUGCCAACACCCCAGAUGAGAGCCAACCUUCCUCCCCUGGCGGUGGUGGCAGUGGGGCCAGCAGCACCCUCAGGAACUCCAGCCUGGGUACCCCUUGCCUCCUUCCCGAGACUGUCAAGAUCUCUUCCCUCUGAGGGAUGGGCCUGCCCAUCCAGAGCGCUCUCCCAAUUCUUGGAGGCUCCCUUCCAAAGCCAUAUUUUGGGGAUGCAGAGAAGGGCAGCCUGGAGACCCCUUCUGCCCCCCACUGAGAACUAUGCAAUGGAGUUCCAUGGAAUGGCCCACCUGGUGGGGAAAUAGCCAGGGAAAGGGAAACUUCCCCUACCCCAGACAGUUUUCCUUGUGGGAGCUGAAGCACUGGACUUCCUCAGGCCCCCAGCCUCCUUGCCCCAGCACACUGGGACUGGCCCCUCUACCCAAGCGGGCCUCCUGCAUGCUCCUCCCCUCAGGAGUUCUGGCCCAAGAAGAAGAGGUGAAACUUCCUCUUCUCUCUGGCUGAGCUGUGGACGUUUGGGGGUUCAGAGAAGAGAACCCUCACUUCUGAUCUGGCCUCUAGAAGAAGUCCCCACCCUCCACCGGGCCCAACAACUCUCAAAUUCCGAAGCUUGGAAUGCAACCACAGGCUUCAUGGGCUGUGGCCUCAGCAGUGACCUUGGUUCAGGGGUCAGGCUGCCUUUCCCAACACACACAGAUAGCACAAACACCACCCCCCUUCCCUGGCUGCUGGAAACGGGUCCCCGCAACCCCGUCCUCCACUGGGCCCCCAGCAAACUCUAGCAAUAGCAGCUGCUGCCGUGACAUUAUGCAAAGCCUCUGCCCAGUUUGCUGCAGUAUUUACAUCUGCCCUAAUCAUAGGGGCCACCUCUAACUACUCCUCCUUCUCUCUUCUCUGGCUUGCUUCCUUCCUGGGUUGGGCUGGAGUCUGGACUGGCUGAGAUAAAAGCCUGGCAGCUGGCAAGAGCUGGGCUGUGUUUGGAGAUCAUGGGCUGAUUCCAUGUUCUUGGGCAGGAGUCCAGAAGUGGCAGGGGCUGAGGCCUGGGUUGUUCCUGAGCUCUGGGAGUUGUAGGAGGCAGGAGGAACUUCUUGAUCUCCUCCUCCUCCCCGACAAUGCCUGUUCACAUAUCCCUCUCUCUUCUCCCUCUUCGGUCACCUUCCGGAACUCUCUGUCUGCUCUCAGGCUGAAAUCUGGUAUCAUCUCAGG